AGUAUAAAGUAACAAAAUCCGGAGCAGAGAGAGAGAGAGAGAGAGAGAGAGCUUGAAAUUGACGCCCAAUCCAAAAAUGGUGAACUACCUUCUGAAGAUCACUGCGGAGCUUGAGAAUCUCACAAACCUUCAGCCCCAAGGUGGCUGUGACGACCCAAACUUCUCUUACCUCUUUAAGGUGAAAUGUGGGAGGUGCGGAGAGGUGAGCCAGAAAGAAACUUGUGUGACCUUGAGUGAAACUGUUGCUCUCCCAGCUGGCAAGGCAACAACUAAUCUCAUGCAGAAGUGCAAGUUUUGUGGGAGGGAUGGAACUAUAACAAUGAUCCCUGGUCAAGGUAAACCACUGACUGACGAAGCAAGUCAAGCUGGGAAGUAUGCCCCCUUGAUGCAGUUUGACUGCAGGGGUUAUGAGCCUCUGGAAUAUGUAUUUUGCAGUGGAUGGAAGGCUGAAUCUAUUGAAGGGACUAAAUUUGAUGACAUCGACUUGUCAGCAGGGGAGUUUUCAGAAUAUGAUGAGAAGGGAGAGUGCCCAGUUAUGAUUUCCAAUCUCCGUUCAACUUUUGAUGUAGUGAAGUAGAGAGUAGUACUCUAAUGUUCACAUUUUGUCAUGGUACAUAUAAUUGUUCUUGUCUGGAUGAUGUGGAAGCAUUUGGAUGCUAAACACGAAGUAGCAAUGAAUCUAUAUCCGCAACUGGCUUGAUGUGAGUUGAACUUGGAUUUGUUCAUAAAUUUACUGGUUAGGGCUAUUAACUGAUUGUGAAUUAAUCACCCCAUAUGGUCAUGGUUUUGGAGGCA
Messenger RNA from Quercus robur (English oak), 795 nucleotides. RefSeq lists its product as uncharacterized. Lineage: Eukaryota; Viridiplantae; Streptophyta; Magnoliopsida; Fagales; Fagaceae. The record is from RefSeq and is a predicted model, not a curated record. The transcript is spliced from 4 exons. Gene Ontology annotation, molecular function: zinc ion binding. Bases 77 to 577 code for a protein of 166 amino acids.